Molecule: messenger RNA, 1877 nt
Organism: Tribolium castaneum (red flour beetle)
Lineage: Eukaryota; Metazoa; Arthropoda; Insecta; Coleoptera; Tenebrionidae
Product: SET domain-containing protein SmydA-8
Exons: 5
Coding region: 53-1735 (560 amino acids)
Molecular function (GO): protein binding
Source: RefSeq, a predicted model, not a curated record
UAUUUUUACAACUACAGUAGAGCAGUAACCGCGUGAUCCUCGCCACGUUUCAAUGGCCGAAAAUAAAUGCGCCGAGUGUGAUAAACCGGCGGAAUUAAAAUGUUCCGCUUGCAAGUUAGUCUCCUACUGUUGCAAAGACCACCAGAAGAAGCACUGGAAAUCGCACAAAACGCUAUGCCGACCGUUCGAAAUCACCACGACCAAGGAGGUCGGCAAGUGUCUGGUGGCCACGCGAGAUUUGAGCCCCGGUGACGUCAUUAUCUCCGAGCUGCCUCUGGUGUAUGGGCCCAGACCCCACAUGGUCGAAGAGGGGCCGGUACCAUGCCCAGGAUGCUGCAGGCUGAUUAUUUGCGAAAACUCGCCGAGAUGCCCCGGGUGCGACUUCCCGGUGUGCCACCCACGUUGUCCCGGGUUGAAAGACAUGGAAAAGCAUGGGCACGAGUGCCUGAUUUUGAGCCUGAGGGAGAUUCGGGCCAUAAAUGGGCUCCACGAUUUCUACAGACAAGACACGCUUUUGGCACUUCGUUGUUUACUGCUUCAGAAGAAGAACCCGAAAAAGUUUGCGCAAUUGAUGGAAAUGGAGGCACAUUUGGAUAAGCGAGGCCCAGACACGGAGAUUUAUAAACAAGUCCAAGAACGUACUUUUGACUAUUUGGACGACGCUUUUUUCACUCCACUUAAAGUCCUCCAAGCUAGGACUGGGAAGGAAGUCUUGCAGGACAUUUCAAAGGAAACUGUGCACAAAAUCUGUGGCAUUAUCGACGUUAACGCCCUUGAAAUUAAUCAAGACGCCGAGAUUUCUGUUCUUUACCCAACUGCAUAUUUGAUGGAACAUGACUGUCUCUGUAACACUGUUCACAGUUUUGAUACCGAAGAAAAUGGCUACAAAAUCACAGUCAGGGCCGCUUUACCCAUCAAAAAAGGUGACCAUAUUAGUACCAUGUACACCCAUGCCCUCUGGGGUACCCAGGCGAGACGCGAGCAUUUGAAAGAAACGAAAUACUUCUCCUGCACGUGCAAGAGAUGCAAAGAUCCGACUGAGAUGGGGAGCUACCUCAGUGCCUUGAGAUGUCUGGGCACUGGGGUUGAUUCCUGCGAUGGUUAUCAACUUCCAGCUGAUCCAACCGAUGAUAACACUCAAUGGUUGUGUAAUAAAUGCGAUAUCAAGCUCACAAAUAGCGAAGUUUCGUACUUAAUCAAUCAAAUUGGGGAGGAAGUUGACCACGUCCAGCUGUCUUCACCCACUGUCAAAGACCUAGACAAUUUGCUAUCAAAAAUGUUGACUUUUUUGCACCCAAAUCACUACCACGUCUACUCAGUGAAACAUUCGUUGGUGCAGUUGUAUGGCUACCAACAAGGGUACACCCCUAGUCAAAUCAGCGAUGAUACAGUUCUGAAGAAAGCCGCGAUGUGUCGCGAGUUGCUGGAAGUUACCAGGAAAAUUGAUCCAGGAAAUUCCAGGUUGCCGCUCUAUUCCGGUGUUGUCUAUCACGAGCUGUAUCUUGCUAACAUGAUUAUGAUCAAGAGGAAGUGGGAUUUAGGGAUUAAAUCAAAAGUCAAGUCCAUGUUAGCAAUGAUUAAGGAAUGUCAAGAGAGUCUCAGUCAGGCAUCAGAAGUGCUUAAGUAUGAAACCACCACUCCAGCUGGUGAUAAGCUCCUGAAUUUGAUUGCAUCGUCAAAGAGGGAGUUCCAGAAUUGGGUGGAACGGAACAAAAUUGACUUGACCAAAGUGUGAUUUAAUAAUUUUUUUGGAAAAAAAUUGUUCACUUUCCAAGUAUUUAUUUUAAUAAAAAAAGUGUUUGGUUUUGAAAUCCAUGACAAUAACAUAAUGUUUCAACAGAUAAGAUGGGAAAAUAAAACAAGCUUAAUAAGUUUAA